Messenger RNA from Beauveria bassiana ARSEF 2860, 2199 nucleotides. Its product is annotated as pentatricopeptide repeat domain-containing protein. The record is from RefSeq and is a predicted model, not a curated record. Bases 1 to 2199 code for a protein of 732 amino acids. The transcript has a single exon. NCBI's taxonomy places the organism in Eukaryota, Fungi, Ascomycota, Sordariomycetes, Hypocreales, Cordycipitaceae.
AUGGCGACAUAUCCCGAAUGCGACGCGACGAAGAGAAAGAAAUUGCCGCUUUCGACCACCGAGGCAGUCGAUACGGCUGAGCUAGAGGCGACAUAUGGCGGGGUUAUCGAUUGGACCAAAGUUAUUAUUUGCAUGGACAGCACAUACGGCGCUCAGGGUGUUUUCGCAGUAAUGGAGCGGCUCAGAGAACGCGAAAGCCUUGAUGUUGUCAUGCCAUCGGACCUCAUAAGAAACGCCUUUGUUAACGCCGGGAUCCAAUUGUCGUCGAAGCGACAACUGCUUUUUGCUUGCGCUGAUGAUCUCCUGCAACGAUUCGAUUACCGAUGGCCGAAUCUCUACACAAGAUGUAUGCACUUUCUAUUGGAGAAAGAGUCCUUUGAGGAAGCCGCCGAAACACACGCGUACUUAGCACCCAGUUUUCUCCCUGAUCGACACGUCUUGGGCUUAUUAUUUGAAAACUUUGUCUCGAACCCGGACAUCAGAAUGCAAAAGGCGCUCAAAGGGAUCUAUCUUUCCCUACCCCAGCAUGAUCUUUAUGACAUAAUUAUUCCCGCCCUCUUCAAAUCAGGCCAAUCAAAAAUGGCAAAGCGCUGGCGCCAAACAUUUUUGCUAAGCGGCGACUUCCCUUCCUCUGAAGCUUCCGGCCCGUUUCUCGCAUUUCUGGCCAGUUACUAUACCAACACAAAUUUUACCCCAGAAGAACGUCGCAUACUCGAUAUCCUCCUAGAGAAAAACAGCCCGAAGAGACGCAAGAACGCGACAACGAUAAGAUGUAUCGCUGCGCCAACGAAGAGCGAAGACGCUUUGGUCUCAUCCGCGUGGAGGCUCGAGACUUCUCAAGGCUCAGCUCAGCCACGGCCAGAAAUAAAGAGCCUAGUAGAUGGAUUCGUGGAGAAGUUGUUUGCCAGCAGCUGGACGCCGCCUGAUCUCGCUAUGCAGUUGGCGAAAAAUGCUGGAAUUCGAUCAAUAGGACCCAGGGCGUUCCAAGCUCUUGCCCUUCGAGCAAGCAGUGCGACAGAAGUUAACGAGCUGAUCAAAUCAUUGCACAAACUUAAUAUUUCCAUUCCUGCGGGUGCAUACUGUACUGCAAUAUCAGAAUUUGCGAAGCAGGGUCACGACUCCUUGCUGAGCAAUCUUUUACAAUCUGAUAUUCACCCGGAGGAAUUCGAUGAUGAAGAGACGAGGCAAAUGAUUCUGGAACAUUCUAUCCGCAGACGGGAUACGAAACAAGAAGAUCUUAUGCGGAGUGUCAUAAGUGCGAUCGACGCGCAAACACGACUGUCGACACAGUCUCCCUCAUUGAACCUUGCCACCGCCGCACCUGCAUUUACUAUAGAGAAGUUGCUGUUUGACGAACCUUGGCGAAUGAAACUUGCGCUGGAGCGCAUGGUUUCUCUGAAUUUGAGAAUCGGAUCAAUCGAAGCUUCUGCAAUCUUGCGAAGAGCAUUUGCAGCCUUUCCAGCCAACAGCCGUGGCAUUGUAUGGUGUUCAACUGAGUGUAUUCACAUUUUGGACGAAGUCAUCGGAUUGGCUCGCUGCAUUGCAGCUCAGGAUGUUGCCAUCCGUUCCGAGCAUUGGAAAAUGCUACUGAUCGGUUUGGGGCAUCAAGGAAGAUUGGAUGCGUUGGCCCAACUCAGCCUCGAGCUUGUGGACAUGUACGACCCCAGCCGUGCAUGUUUGUUGCCCGUCCACAAGGUGGACUUGCCCAAGAUGACGAAACUGGCUACAGACUUUCUACGGCGCACGGAGCAUUCAGGUCUGAUUCCUGCUGAUCUCUCCUUCUAUCAUCAUCAUCAUCCUUUAUUCAAGAUUUUUGAUGGCCACUUUCAACGGACUGUCGUGCAAUUAGGAUUUACCUGGGCUCUGAACCUCUCGGAGGGUACAGCAUCAACGCCUGUCGUGCAAAAUGCGUUGGUGAGGAAAUUUGAUGUUGCAUCUGGCAUACACAUUCUGGCAAAUCUGCGGGAUCGAGGUUGUUUUAUCGAUAUGGAUUUGGUUGAGUCGGCUGCCCGCAACGGCAUCUACUCCAGCCAGCGAAUGAGACAACGUGAUGGGGAUUCAAGAGGUAGGCAGUGGUUUUCACCAAUGCAGAUGAAGAAAGUAGCCGAUCUGGCUUGGGGAGCAACGCUGAUGCCCGCAUCAUACGUGAUCGGUCUCAAUCAGAAAGACUUUCGAGCGCUGUCAGCGCCGACGGGAUAA